CGCGGUCACGUGUGGCGGAGGCCGGCCCGUCGCACCCGGAGCCGCCGCCAUGCCUCUGCCGCCGCCCGGCCGCCCCCGCCUCAGGCUGGCCCCGUUGCUGGCGCUGCUGCUGCUGGCGGGCCCGGCGCGGCCCAUCUCCUUCCAGCUGCCCGGCAAGGCGCGGAAGUGCCUGCGGGAGGAGAUCCACCGCGACACGCUGGUCACGGGCGAGUACGAGAUCGGCGCCCCGCCGGGCUCCUCCACCGGCCCCUCCGCCAACCUCAAGAUAACUGACUCAGCGGGGCACAUCCUGUAUGCUAAAGAGGAUGCCACUAAGGGCAAGUUUGCCUUCACCACUGAAGACUAUGACAUGUUUGAGGCCUGCUUUGAGAGCAAGCUUCCUGUGGGAACAGGGAGGAUGCCGGACCAGCUUGUGAUUCUGGAUAUGAAGCAUGGAGUUGAAGCAAAGAACUACGAGGAGAUUGCUAAAGUGGAGAAGUUGAAGCCUCUAGAAGUAGAACUGAGACGCCUGGAGGAUCUUUCAGAGUCCAUUGUUAAUGACUUUGCCUAUAUGAAGAAACGAGAAGAGGAAAUGAGGGACACGAAUGAAUCGACAAACACCCGGGUUCUGUACUUCAGCAUUUUCUCCAUGUGUUGUCUCAUUGGACUGGCCACCUGGCAGGUAUUCUACCUGCGUCGUUUCUUCAAGGCCAAGAAACUGAUUGAGUAAAGCAAUAAGUUCUCCUCCCCCUCCUCACAGCCCUAGCUGGACACCGGUGGAACCUAUAGCCAUGUCCCCCCGGGGCCAUCUCACAGAUGACACCCACCGACUGGAGCUGUUCUGCAGGAACUUGAACCCUAAAAGGGGAGGGGAGCGUAAACAUUGGAAGCAACUGGGGACUUCAGAAAUCCUGUUGGAUAUUAAGGGCGGGGGAGCUUGUGAUGGGUUUGGGGAUUCCUGGGGCCGCGAUUAAAUAAAAAUGAUUUUUCUAUGACA
This is a messenger RNA of Numida meleagris (helmeted guineafowl), 976 nucleotides long. RefSeq names its product transmembrane p24 trafficking protein 10 (gene TMED10). Bases 50 to 709 code for a protein of 219 amino acids. Gene Ontology annotation, cellular component: Golgi apparatus; endoplasmic reticulum-Golgi intermediate compartment; COPI-coated vesicle. The transcript is spliced from 5 exons. The record is from RefSeq and is a predicted model, not a curated record. Lineage: Eukaryota; Metazoa; Chordata; Aves; Galliformes; Numididae. Gene Ontology annotation, biological process: Golgi organization; endoplasmic reticulum to Golgi vesicle-mediated transport; intracellular protein transport.